Scleropages formosus (Asian bonytongue) is the source of this 1249-nucleotide messenger RNA. RefSeq names its product chemokine (C-C motif) receptor 12a (gene ccr12a). The transcript has 2 exons. Gene Ontology annotation, cellular component: membrane; external side of plasma membrane. NCBI's taxonomy places the organism in Eukaryota, Metazoa, Chordata, Actinopteri, Osteoglossiformes, Osteoglossidae. Gene Ontology annotation, biological process: G protein-coupled receptor signaling pathway; immune response; positive regulation of cytosolic calcium ion concentration. The record is from RefSeq and is a predicted model, not a curated record. Gene Ontology annotation, molecular function: C-C chemokine receptor activity; C-C chemokine binding. Bases 60 to 1160 code for a protein of 366 amino acids.
GGCAGACCUUUGACUAAGUGAGAGCUGAGCAGCUGAGAAGCAGAAACUCUGGAAACUCGAUGUCUUUUGUGGACCCGUCGGUUGAUGGCAACGGAACAAUGGACUACAGCGAUAUCGAAUCCUUCUUCGGCGGCCCGGGAUACGGCGAGGAGGACGAAUAUGACAUCAAAACAGAUUACGUGACUUUGUGUGACAAAACCGAAGUGAUCCGCUUCGGGGCGCAAAUCCUGCCAGCGUUCUACUGCACCAUCUUCUUGCUCAGCCUGCUGGGUAACGGCCUCGUUCUCUACAUCAUCUACAUGUACGAGAAACUCGGCACGGUCACCAACAUCUUCCUCCUCAACCUGGUCAUCUCCGAUCUGGUUUUCGCCCUCAGCCUCCCGUUCUGGGCCACGUACCAUUCGUCGGAGUGGAUUUUCGGAGUUGCCCUCUGCAAGCUCGUGGGUGCCGUCUAUUUUCUGGGCUUCUACAGCUCCAUGCUCUUUCUGAUGCUGCUGACCUUCGACAGGUACUUGGCCGUGGUCCACGCGGUCCCUGCUGCGAAGAGCAGGAAGAAGGCCUACGCCCUGGGCUCCUCCGUGGUGGUGUGGUGCGUCAGCUUCCUGGCGACAGUCAAGGAGUUUUUCCUCUACAACGUGCAGGACAUGGAAAACUACAAGAAGAUCUGCGAGGAAACGGGCUUCUCCAAGGACGUCCUGAGCAAAUGGCAGCUCGUGGGCUACUACCAGCAGUUCUUGCUCUUUUUCCUGCUGCCCUUGCUCGUUGUGCUCUACUGCUACAUGAGAAUAACGCUGAGGAUCAUUCACACGAGGAUGCGGGAGAAGUGCAGGGCGCUCAAGCUCAUCUUUGUCAUCAUCGUGACGUUUUUCAUGUGCUGGACGCCGUACAACGUGGUCAUCUUGCUGCGCGCCAUACGGCUGGGCGGCGCCGCCGACUCCUGUGACACCGGACUCGACUACGCGCUCUACGUGACGCGUAACAUAGCCUACCUCUACUGCUGCGUCAACCCCGUCUUCUACACGUUCGUGGGCAAGAAGUUUCAGAAUCAUCUAGUGAAGAUGCUGUCAAAACAUUUCCCCUCUUUGAAGGAUCACGUGUUAGCAAGUCAGAGUAGCAGAACGACAUCGUUCAGGAGCCCCACCACUGUCCACGAGUACUAAUGCAGCUCAGCGCAGGGCUGUGAUUCGGUUGUGUGUGUGUGUGUGUGUCUAAAUACGUACAUAUAUACUCUAUAUAUACUGUAUAUUCA